Molecule: messenger RNA, 795 nt
Organism: Helobdella robusta
Lineage: Eukaryota; Metazoa; Annelida; Clitellata; Rhynchobdellida; Glossiphoniidae
Exons: 4
Coding region: 1-795 (264 amino acids)
Source: RefSeq, a predicted model, not a curated record
AUGACUUCUUUUCAUAUCCGAGGAAGGCCCCUGAUAAACAAACUACAAAAGAUUUCAAGAAGGACAAUAACAGAAUAUACUUAUAACACCAAUGGUACCGAUGAGGACACUGGAGACAGUAGCAUCGACCAAACUGCUAUCAAAGGGCGAGUAAAGGAUACAAAUAAAAUUAGCACAAUAAAACAUAACACCAAAGUGAUUAGCCCAAUUUCUACGACUGACCGACAAAACCCGACAACCGAGCAAGAACAGCAACUGGGUUCACCAGUUAAAGAAACUGGGUUGACUAGUGAGGCAGCUUCGAGUAAUCAGUGCCUCUUCUGGUCCCUAAGAGACUUAACGCGUGAUUCUAUGCUCAUUGGCAUAUGUUGUUCUGACUCUUGCUGUCUUGUGUUGGUCGUGCGAAAGCCGAUCAGACUCGACGGCCCAGUGAAAACAGGCCGGGGUUGUGCGAAAGCCGACCGACUGACUGACAGGCCCAGUGAAAACAGGCCCUUGGUCGUGCGAAAGCCGAUCAGACUUGACGGCCCAGUGAAAACAGGCCAAGGUUGUGCGAAAGCCGACCGACUGACUGACAGGCCCAGUGAAAACAGGCCCUUGGUCGUGCGAAAGCCGAUCAGACUUGACGGCCCAGUGAAAACAGGCCAAGGUUGUGCGAAAGCCGACCGACUGACUGACAGGCCCAGUGAAAACAGGCCCUUGGUCGUGCGAAAGCCGAUCAGACUUGACGGCCCAGUGAAAACAGGCCAGGGUUGUGCGAAAGCCGACCGACCGACUGACAGACAGGCCCAGUGA